Symbiodinium sp. CCMP2592 is the source of this 588-nucleotide messenger RNA. NCBI's taxonomy places the organism in Eukaryota, Dinophyceae, Suessiales, Symbiodiniaceae. The record is from the annotation of a GenBank genome assembly.
AUGUGGAAAUUGAAGCCAUGCGCUACAGUCAUCGACCUCGACAUUGAAUGCAGCGAGCAGAAGGAUGUUGGCAAUGUGACCAAAGAAGAGAAGAAAACAACUUCUAUGCUCGUGAAACUCGAAAAAUCGAAGCUCAUUCACAAGAAGCCGAUAAACAAGAAGGCUGUCAUCCAGGGCGACAAAGAAAAGCGGCCGCUGUUUACAGCCGCACCAGCUGCUGCAUCGAAUCGAGGAGCUUGCCUACGAGACCAUUGGGCACCACACCAAGGACAUGGUCUGUGUCGGAAUCCAGCCUGCAUCUUCGGAGAGUUCGGCAAAGCUGCGACGGCAGGCCCGGCAGGGUUAUGCGAUUUGUGCAACUUCAGCGACAUGAAAGAGCUCUUGGAGCAUGGACAAGGGCGGCUUACUCAUCUACUACUGGAGCUGCCGGAGACAGAAAGUAACAUUGCCCUAAGUCGCAUCAAGCACGAGGUAGGCGAGAGUUUUGUGCAAGAGCUUCGCAGCAGAAUGCAGCGAGCUCGGGCCCGCAAGAGAGCUGACCGCCCUCGACGAGGACCUCGAGGGCCCUACAAGAAAGUGACGCCGUAA